GCGAAAGUUUAUUCGCCCAAAACCUCCGAGCUUCCAGUCCGGAUCGCGAUCAAUUCCAUCGUUGGAUUUGCCUGCAAGUUGAAGAGUAUGUUCCAGACAUUCUCCUCUAAAUUUCCACUAUUCAAGUUUUCGUUUGGACUUCGUAUGGGGAGAAAUAGAGCUCUAACAGGUGACUCUGCUUUCAAAUUCGCUGGAAUCCCAAACAGUUUCGGUAAAAUCACGAUCGCCAAUUCGUUAACCGUUGGAUCAGUCUCGAAUUUGGGUAUUAAUUUCCUGAGACGUGGUUUUAGGUUUUGA
This is a messenger RNA of Sphenostylis stenocarpa, 297 nucleotides long. Lineage: Eukaryota; Viridiplantae; Streptophyta; Magnoliopsida; Fabales; Fabaceae. The record is from the annotation of a GenBank genome assembly.